Trichoderma asperellum CBS 433.97 is the source of this 2129-nucleotide messenger RNA. RefSeq lists its product as uncharacterized. Gene Ontology annotation, biological process: glutathione catabolic process. Gene Ontology annotation, molecular function: glutathione gamma-glutamate hydrolase. The record is from RefSeq and is a predicted model, not a curated record. Gene Ontology annotation, cellular component: plasma membrane. NCBI's taxonomy places the organism in Eukaryota, Fungi, Ascomycota, Sordariomycetes, Hypocreales, Hypocreaceae.
CCGCAAUAACAUCGACAAAUCCAGAGCUCCGUUUUUCGGUGCCUACGCUCGCAAAGACCGAUAGGCCAAUCUCAUAAUGUCUCAGCUCUUAUUCUGUUACACAUGGGAACACAGCCAACGGCUAGUUGACAAUGUCACAAACGCUGCGAUGUGUCACAUGGGCAGGCAAGUGGAUAGGAAGAGAUAGGAGAAGAUGGGAGGAGAUGGGAAAGAAAGUAUAUAAGGAUAGCUCAAUCCUUUGCUCGUAGAAAUUGGAGAGCCACCACGCCAAGAGACUUCUUUGAGGGAGCUCAGAUAUACCUGUGUCGACAUUCCUAGGCUGGGUCAUUUCUAAAAUCUGCACUUCAACAUGGCCCAUCACCGUUUAAGGUCAGUGGCCAAGCCGCUUGCCCUCCUCCUUUCGGUAUUGCCUUACGGCAAGGCAUCUCCAACACCACCAUGCAGUACACCUCCUGGUGUACAUAUUCCCAAACAAGGAGCAGUCGCUUCUCAAAGCACUAUUUGCAGUGAUAUUGGCAUCCAAUUGCUCAAAGAUGGCGGCAAUGCUGUCGAUGCUCUCGUGGGCACGGUCUUCUGCGUUGGCGUCAUUGGGAUGUACCACAGUGGUAUUGGUGGCGGUGGCUUCUUGCUCUUGAGACUGAGCGAUGGCACGUACGAAUUUGUCGACAUGCGCGAGACAGCUCCAGGUGCCGCUUCUCAAGACAUGUACAAUGAUGAUGAAAAUCUCAGCAUAUACGGCGGUAUGGCAAGUGGUGUUCCUGGGGAGCUUCGAGGCACUGAGUACAUACAUGAUAAAUAUGGUGCUCUCCCAUGGGCCCACGUAAUAAAGCCUGCGAUCGAAGUUGCCAGGAAUGGUUUUGAGGUGACAGAGGACUUGAUCAGCACCAUCCGGCAGACAUCACCCAACAACUUCCUCACAGAAGACCCAGCAUGGGCUAUUGACUUUGCUCCCAAGGGGCGCCUCGUCAGACUGGGCGAGACAAUGACUCGCAGGCGAUAUGCUGAUACCUUGGAGGCGAUUGCUCAACAUGGAGCUGAUGCAUUUUACACUGGGCCCAUUGCCAACGCUACAAUUCGCGCGCUGAAUGCUGCCGGGGGCAUCAUGACGCUAGAGGAUCUCAAGAACUACACUGUUGCCAUAAGAGAGCCUCUGCAGAUAAAGUAUCGCGGUUAUAAACUCACCAGUACGAAUGCUCCUUCAAGUGGUGCGGUGGCACUAAGCGCUUUAAAUACUGUCAGCGGCUAUGAUGGAUUUAAUGAUCCUUCACAAGUAAAUCUGACAACCCAUCGGCUAGAUGAGGCUAUUCGAUUUGCAUAUGGCCAGCGCACUGAGCUGGGAGAUCCAUCAUUUGUGGAUGGCAUAGAUAAAUACACUAAAGAGAUGAUUUCCGAGGCAACUGGAGCCGAGAUACGGUCAAAGAUUUCAGAUUUCAGAACGCAAAACGUCUCUUAUUACAAUCCCAAAGGCUUGGAAUCUCUUGAAACUCCAGGAACAUCUCAUAUUGUCGCAGCAGAUGCCAGUGGAAUGGCCGUAUCAAUGACGACUACUAUCAACUUGCUCUUUGGAUCAACCGUCAUUGUUCCAGAGACAGGCGUCAUCAUGAACGAUGAAAUGAACGACUUUAGCAUUCCUGGUCUUAGCAACAGUUUUGGCUAUAUACCUAGCCCAGCUAAUUACAUUCGCCCCGGGAAACGUCCCCUAUCAUCCAUUUCUCCCAUCAUUGCAGAGACUGCAGACGGAAAGCUCUAUCUUGCACUUGGUGCUGCUGGGGGCAGCCGCAUCAUUACUGCCAAUAUCCAGAACACAAUUCAUGUCAUCGAUGGCAAUAUGACAACUGCUGAAGCGCUGGCCCAGCCGCGUUUGCAUGAUCAGCUGGUGCCCAAUCAGGCAACCUUUGAAUACGCAUAUGAUAACCAGACUGUAGCAUUCAUGAAGUCACUUGGCCACAAUGUUACAUGGAUUGCGCCGGGAGAAAGUGCAGCGCAAGCCGUAAGAUUGCUCCCUAACGGAACGUUUGAGGCAGCAGGAGAGCCAAGGCAGGUGACUUCUGGAGGCUUUGCAAUUUGAAGAUACCACUUUGAUGCACAUAAUAAGAUAAUAUUAAAAUAUAUAAAGGUCGAUUUGACUC